Molecule: messenger RNA, 963 nt
Organism: Penicillium bovifimosum
Lineage: Eukaryota; Fungi; Ascomycota; Eurotiomycetes; Eurotiales; Aspergillaceae
Exons: 2
Coding region: 1-963 (320 amino acids)
Source: RefSeq, a predicted model, not a curated record
AUGGCUUCUCAGAACCAUACCCUUCUCGAGUACGCUAGGCACUACAAGCUCGCCGAGGACUCUGACAGCUAUGCCCAUCUCGCCUAUGAGGAUGAGACCUUUGAGUCCGACAUUAGCUCGUCUCUCCCGGCUCUCCCCCCUCACUGCCAGGGGCUCCGACCUGAGAACCCAGAACAACGCAUGGGAGAACUUGAGUAUCGCUUCUGUAGCGAUAUCUAUUACUCAAAACUCCCGAAAGACCCCAAGGCGGUGGACCUGCUGAGCACCUGUCUAAAGAGCGACGUGCAGAACAAGAACAUCUGGCGCGGCAUCCUUCCCAAGGUUGACCUAGAAGAGGAUGCUCCUGAGCCAGAACUGAACUCAGCUGAGGGAGAGAGGCUCCUCGCAGGUCACCCAUCGUCUCAGGUUCGAGAUUACGAAAACAACUACCCGCCGUCUGUCUCGUCAAAUGAGUCCGACGACAUGGAAACCGAAGACAUGGAGUCCGACGAUAUGGAAACCGACGACAUGGAGUCCGACGAUAUGGAGACCGACGUGGAUGAGGAUCAGGUCGAUCAAUCCACUUCCGAAGAUGAGGAAAACCCGAAUGUCCCGGAGUUCUCUCGCGACGUCUUUGAGCUGUACAACUCGGAGGAGCUGUCCCAGCAAAGCGGCAUCCAUUACGAUCAAUCUGGCAACCCCGUGUACGUAUCUGGCUACACCGCUUCAGCCUCCCAGAAUGUCGGCAUAGCGGCUGGUCACGGCGGACAAAUUGACAGUUCCAUUCUGGAGCCGGGAACACAGGAGUUGCCGUACGAAAGUCUCGAAACUGACUCUGUCUUCUUUGCUCAUAACGAGUACCAGCUUCCCUAUGUCGCCGAGGAAGGAAUUGAUGAGGAAAUGUAUGAUGACAAUGAGGACGGGGAGUACGAGGAUGACGAAGAGUACGAGGCUGAUGAGGAGGACAGCAUGGAUUAUCAUUAA